Messenger RNA from Linum tenue, 507 nucleotides. The record is from the annotation of a GenBank genome assembly. Lineage: Eukaryota; Viridiplantae; Streptophyta; Magnoliopsida; Malpighiales; Linaceae.
AUGAAACCACCGGCGGCCAGCUCCCACGAUGUCUUCCUGAGCUUUCGCGGCUCCGACGUCCGAAACACAUUCGUCGACCAUCUAUACGCCGCGCUUCGCCGGAGAAGAGUCCGGCCGUUCAAGGACGACGUCGACCUAGGCCGCGGCGAGAGCGUGAGGGAGGGCAUUUCGCGGGCCAUCGAGGGCUCGAGCUUCUACGUCGUCGUUUUGACGCGCAACUACGCUUCCUCGGCGUGGUGUUUGGAUGAGCUUGUGAAAAUCAUGCGUUGCUCUAGUAGGGACAACCACAACGGUGGCGGCGGCGGUGGGAAGAACACUACUUUCCCGAUCUUCUACCAUCUGUCGCCGGACGAUGUGUCCGACGUCGGCUUCUAUUACAAGGAUGACUUCGAUCGGCACAAGAGGCGGUACACGUACGAGAGAGUGGACGGCUGGAUUCAAGCGCUUGCGUGGGUCGUCGGCGUCGCCGGCUGGGUCGUCACUAACCGGCAGUACGUAUGUACGUGA